GGCCGGCAUGAGGGGAGUGCGGCUGCAGGGAUGGGGCUGUGGGGUCGGCCGGGGAUGGGGCCACCAUGGGGAGAAUAUGGCUGAGCCCAUGGGGGAUGUGAGGAGCGCCGGGAGGCUGUGAGCCCCCAAGGGGUUGGAGAACUCGAAAGCUUCGCUGGCCUCAUAGGUGAUUCCCGUGCUGUGGGGUGCCAGUCCCAUGCCACGCUCCAUAUGGUGGAGGCCUUGGUGCCCUAUGGCUGUGCUCACUGUGCUGCAGAGGGGUUUUCAGCUCAACCACCCCAGGAUGAGGAUCUGGAACCGGUUGUGCCCUAUGUGACUCCGCACCACUCCCAGCACACGGUCACUGCAGUCCCCAAGGCCACCCGUGGCCCUGUACACAGGAUCCACUGCAGAGUGGAUAUGUGCCUCAGUUUCCCCCCGCAGCACCAACACCUCUGGCUGCGCCACCCUAAUCCUGUCUCCCAGCCCACAGAGCCGGGUGGCCGAGGCAUGGAGCUGUGGGGUGCCCUGGUGCUCGGCCCCCGCCCGCAGCCAUGAUGGGGGCUGGCUCUGGGGUGGCCGUAGCCCGUUCCAGCCCUGCACGGCACGCAAGCCGGAACACAUAUUUCAGAACCACGACGGGGAGCAGCUGCCUGAGUGUUCCAGGGCUGGUGCAGCGGGGCAGCGAUCUCAUCCCACCACCGGCACACCACGCGAGGAUGCUGCGCGGGAUCGUGCUGCUGCUGUGCCUGCUGCUGCCCUGCUCGGGGCAGACGUUCCUGCAGGAGGCUGAGCGCAUCAUGGACUCCACACCGGUCAUCGAUGGGCACAACGACCUGCCCUGGCAGCUCCUCAAACUGUUUAAUAACCAACUGUUGCUGCCGGCAUCCAACCUGACGCAGCUGAACAACACCCACACCAACAUCCCCAAGCUGAACACUGGACACGUGGGCGGCCAGUUCUGGUCGGUGUACGUGCCCUGCGACACGCAGAACAAGGACGCAGUGAAGCGCACGCUGGAGCAGAUAGACGUGGUGCACCGCAUGUGUGAGCUGUACCCAGAGACCUUCGCCUGCGUCAUCGAUAGCGCAGGCAUCGAACAGGCAUUCCAGGACAAGAAGGUGGCCAGCCUCAUUGGUGUGGAGGGCGGCCACUCCAUCGACAGCAGCCUGGGUGUGCUGCGCACCUUCUACCGCCUGGGUGUGCGCUACAUGACCUUGACACACAGCUGCAAUACACCCUGGGCUGACAAUUGGCUGGUGGACACCGAGGAGGAGCAACCCGUGCACCACGGCCUCACAGCGUUUGGGAAGAAAGUUCUGGAGGAGAUGAACCGCCUCGGCAUGAUCGUGGACUUGGCUCACGUCUCAGUGGAGACCAUGAAGAUGGCACUGGAUGUCUCCAAAGCUCCCGUCAUCUUCAGCCACUCCUCUGCCUACAGCGUCUGCCCACAUGCCCGCAAUGUGCCCGACGAUGUGCUGCAGAUGGUGGCCUCCACGGGCAGCCUGGUGAUGGUCAACUUCUACAACCAGUACGUGACCUGCAGCAACGUAGCCACGCUGGCUGAUGUCGCAGACCACAUGGACCAUGUGAAGAAAGUGGCAGGCGUUGAAUCCGUCGGCUUUGGCGGGGACUACGAUGGUGUCACGGGGCUGCCCACGGGGCUGGAGGACGUUUCCAAGUACCCUGCGCUGGUGGCGGAGCUGCUGGCCAGGAACUGGACGGAGCAGGAGGUGAGCGCGGCACUGGCCAAAAACCUGCUGAGGGUGUUCAAGAAAGUGGAGGAGGUGAAGGAAUCCCUGCAGGGCACACUGCCCCUCGAGGAGCCCAUCGCCCUGGAGGAGCUGGAAGGAGAGUGCCGCACCAGCUAUGGCUACGCCACCACCACCACCACCGAUGCCAGCCCAGCACUGCCCCUGCCAGCAGCCCUGGUGCUGCUGCUGCCCCUGCUCAACACCCUGCUGCCAUAGUGCCCACGUCCUGCCCCAGCCCGGUCACAAAAUAAAGCCAUCCCGCUCGGUGUUCGGGCUGUCACCGCACCAGGAGUGAGACAUCACUGUGACAACACGCGGCCAGGGUGGCAGCAGGGCUGCCUCCGCAGGAUGCUUACAUUAAUCAUUAGCUAAUUAAUUGGCUACUCAAUCAUCUUCUUAGCAAUUUCCUCUCACAUUUGGGAACAGCCUGUCUUUGGAGCGGAGGCAGCUCUGGGUACCAAGAAAACAAGCUUGUGCA
Lagopus muta (rock ptarmigan) is the source of this 2211-nucleotide messenger RNA. RefSeq names its product dipeptidase 1 (gene DPEP1). Bases 534 to 1949 code for a protein of 471 amino acids. NCBI's taxonomy places the organism in Eukaryota, Metazoa, Chordata, Aves, Galliformes, Phasianidae. The transcript is spliced from 11 exons. Gene Ontology annotation, biological process: proteolysis. Gene Ontology annotation, molecular function: metallodipeptidase activity. The record is from RefSeq and is a predicted model, not a curated record.